Cololabis saira (Pacific saury) is the source of this 1743-nucleotide messenger RNA. RefSeq names its product meiosis-specific nuclear structural protein 1-like. Lineage: Eukaryota; Metazoa; Chordata; Actinopteri; Beloniformes; Belonidae. Gene Ontology annotation, cellular component: motile cilium. The record is from RefSeq and is a predicted model, not a curated record. Gene Ontology annotation, biological process: cilium organization.
AUGCGGCCAGCGGGCCACACAUUUGACACCCCUGUGUUAAAGGAUUUGAGCUUCCUCAAGAAGUGGCGCCUGCUCGGCCCCUUCUGGUCCACAGCAUCAGUGUUGGGUCAAAGUGGUAGGUGGCUGCAGGGCCAGAAGCAGAGGUCCCAGCUGCAGCAGCACAGAGAGCAGGAGGCCCGGCGUCUGGACCAGGAGAGGAGGCUGCAGGCCAGCCUGAGGAGGGAGGAGAGCCUGCAGGAGAGGAGGCUCCUGCGACAGCUGCAGCUGGAGGCCACACACACGGACAGCCUGGACGAUACAGAAGAGAAAAUAGACAGGCAAAGGCAGCUUGAACAAGAAGAGCGAAUGGCCAAAGAGCUGGCCCGCAUCAAAUAUGAGAAGCAAAGAGAAGAGAAAAUGAGGCAGGACAUUAUAAAAAACAGCUCGGAGCUUCAAAAGCUGGAGUCAAAGUUGAAGACUGCAUAUCUGAACAAAGACAUAGCUGCUCAGGUUGCUGAGAAGGAAGCUACGAGACUUGAAGCUAUGCGUAAAGAAGCAGACUUUGUUCGUAAGAUGAAGAGUGAAUAUGAGCGAGUAACGGUUGAACAGCUGAAGCUAAAGGAGAAACAUGAGGAGGAGCUGGUGCAGCAUCAGAGAGCGCUGGACCAGCAGCUCAUGGAGAAGGAGCGCCAGAGACAAGAAGACUAUGAGGAGUUCCUCAAAGAGAAGCUCAUGGUGGACGAAAUUAUCAGGAAAAUUUAUGAGGAGGAUCAAAUGGCGCAACAGCAGAAGCUGGAGAAGGUCCGAGCCACUCAGCAGGACAUUGACGAGUUCAGAAGACAGCAGGCUGAGUGGAGGCGCAUGGAGCAGGAGAAGACGGAGGAGGAAAACAGACGCAUCAUGGAGUUUGCGAGGCAAAAACAGCACAUGGAAGACACCAAAAUCACUAAGAUGAAGGAGAGGGAAGAAGCCAUGGAGUAUUGUCGUAAAAUGGUGUGCGAGAAAAUUGAAAGGGACAGACAGGAGCGUGAAGAGAUGGAGCGUCUCCGUGAGGAGCUGUAUUUAGAGGAACAAGAGGAGGCAAACAGGCAGAGAGAAAUUGAAGAGAUGGAGAAAAAAAUCAGAGAGAGGCUCAUGAUGCAGCAGACCUGCCAGGAGCAACUGGCUCUCCAAGAGAUGCGGAGAGGAGCAGAGAAAGAGGAAGACGAGGCCUUUAAGAAAAUGUUGAUGGCCAAGUUUGCAGAGGAUGAUCAAAUUGAACAAAUGAAUGACCGUAAACGACGCAUGAAGCAGCUCGAACACAGGCGUGAGGCGGAAAAACUGAUGGAAGACAAAAGACGUCAGCGUGAAGCAGACAUGGAACUGGAGGCUAAAGAAAGAGCCAUUGAGCAGGAGAAAGAGGCGCUGCGUAGGCAGAUCAUUGAAGAAGAGAGGCAAAAACUUUUGCAGCGUCACGCAACAAAACUCCUUGGAUACUUUCCUAAGGGCUUGCUCCAAGAAAAAGACCUGGAACACUUGGAUGAAGAUUUCAGAAAAAACUUUAAAACACAUUCGGCUGAUCUGUUCUGUGAGGAAGGUUGGGAUGAAGAUGAUGAAACGUGUCUCCUCCAGUUCUCCACUAGGGGGCAGUGUGUGGUUCUGCAGUGGGUUUCCCCCCGCGGAGGCGUAGCGUUCUUUCGACGGCCCCGGUGUUCCCGCGCCCCCGUGCCCCCGGCCCCGGUUUCCCGCGCUGAGCGGAGGAUGACGGAGUCUCCGGCCGCCUGA